Messenger RNA from Haplochromis burtoni (Burton's mouthbrooder), 4778 nucleotides. It is a transcript of the gene tsc22d2, whose product is annotated as TSC22 domain family 2. Gene Ontology annotation, biological process: regulation of transcription by RNA polymerase II. Bases 757 to 2646 code for a protein of 629 amino acids. NCBI's taxonomy places the organism in Eukaryota, Metazoa, Chordata, Actinopteri, Cichliformes, Cichlidae. The transcript is spliced from 3 exons. The record is from RefSeq and is a predicted model, not a curated record.
UGCACUUCGGCUUGCCAUCUUGUCGCGUAAGGAGAGCGGCGGGCAGGAGUUAGCUGCCCGUUAGCUCACAGCCGCUGUAGUAAAGUGGUUAUCUGUCAGCUAGUUGCUAGUAGCUGCUGCCAAAAGUGAGCUGUCCCCACGGCGAGAGGCAAACUUCGCCGACUUUGGGACGUUUUCUUCCCACACUGCUGGAUUAUAUAUUAUUUUUUGACAAGCCGAGGAGUUGUUUACAUCAUGAUGUCGCACAUGCUGGUGCCGAGGUAGGGAAAAGUAGCUAACAUCAGAUAACUUGGCUAACUGCUUAGAAGUACAUAUAUAGCUGAGAGAGGAGAGUGGUCUGAGACACCGGGCCCGCCUCAGACUAAAGUACCGGUGGCAGCUGCUCAGCAAGAACUUUGACAAGGGCCUGUUUACAACUCCGCUGCCGGGACACAAGGAAGGCCGACCGUGUGUGUAUGUGUGUGAGGGACAGUGUGUGAGAGGGAGAAAGAGGCCGGGAGGAGGAGAAGAGCUUCGGCCCGUCUGCUGCGACCGGACACCGCGGAAACGUUGCGGGACUACUGUCGUGGUCUGGCCUCGGUUGUGACACGUUUUUUUUCCUCGGACAGGAGGGAGAAGAAAGAGGAACGGUAUGGAAAUGUACUGUGACGGUACAUGCCUGUGUCAAAUCCUUUAUCUGUGAACACUUAGCAAGAGCAGUAAGCGCAGCUCUUGGUUUCAUCUGGGAGCUGACAGAACUUGACGCAGUUAGUCAACAUGUCGAAAAUGCAGGCGAAGAAGAAAAGUUGUUUCCAGAUCACGAGUGUAACGCAGGCGCAGGUGGCGGCGAACACCAUCCCUGACGACGCCGAGAGCUUGGACGAUCCGGACGAAUCCCGGACGGAGGAUGUGUCGUCGGAAAUAUUUGACGGCUCUCGGGGUGAACUGGGGGUGUGUGACAGGAGUUCAUCCGAGGAAACCUUAAGCAAUGCCGGGGAGUCUCAGGAGGGCCAGCUGCCUAACACGGGGCCUGUCAACGGGGGGCUCUCUCAUAAUAUCAGUAUGGUCUCUGGGCGUGCUACCCCACAUAGUGUUGGAGGAAGUGUGGGCAUGUCAGCUACAGCUCAGCCCUUUGUUUCAGGCUCAGCCACCAGUGCGGUCCCUGGUUCCACUGUAUCUAGCACUGCUGCUCAGACAGCUCCCGUGAGCACCAACUUUACUUCCCGUUUCAGAGUUAUCAAACUUGACCAUGGUACUGGAGAGCCCUUCAGACGGGGCAGGUGGACAUGUACUGAGUACUAUGAGAGAGAUUCAGAUUCAAAUAUUAAUCGGAGUGACAGUAUAAAGUCCACUUUGACUCAUGACCACAGUUUAGACCGGGACAGUGGAUUAGGGGCCACUGGUAAUUCUGUCUUCACUAGCAGUUGUCAGACUUUGGACACCACCACGGAGAGCGGCUACUCUGCCUCUGUUGGGAACCCCGCCCACCCACACCCUUCAGAGUCUUGGCAGCAAGGCUACAGCUUGGCUUCUCAGAUAGGAAGCGGAGCAAGUGCCUUCCAACCUGCGGGGUACACAACUUCAUCAUCACAGCAACCAUAUCAGGCUCAGGUUAAUAUGUUGCCUGUAGCUGCUCAGACCUUCCCCUCUAACAGCUUCAAUGGUGUGCACCAAUCUACAAUGCAGCAGAAUACUUCCAUGCCUGCUGCCCCACAGGCCCAGCAGUUUCCUUACUCAACUCAUCAGCCCCACUUUGGCUCGAGCGCUCAGAACCUUCCUGUGACUUCCAUUGCUGUAGGACCCCCAACUAGACAAGUGUCCCCACCUGUAAUGACCCCUACUGGUCCUGGAUCAGUGGUGCCAGGUGGAGAAGCAGCUUCAGCCCAGGGCCUUACGCUGCAAGCUGGUGGCGCACCAUCUAUGGUAGCCCCCUGUCAGGCCGCUGGUCAGACUCAGCCUUCAGGAGGGUUAGGCAUUGCUCCUGCACCUUCCACCACCACUACCUCUCACAGCGGUGGCCAUAAUGUGCCUUCCACAGUGCCCAGUAUAACCAACACUUCUCUGGGUGUGCCAAGUCCCGGACACCCAGGAGGACAUAUCCAGCUCCAGGGAGCUCACGGAGGAGCCACAGUAGGCCUUCCCCCCGUCUUCAGUAACCAGCCAGAUGAUAGCGGACCGAAUACUGAUGCCCUACCUCAGCACACUGCCGGUGUGGUGCCAGAAAAAGAUGGUGUGAAUCCUCUCAGCGAGGGCCCCAACCCACCCUCUCCUGCUGUCAGCAGCCUCUUUGGCAUCCAUAUUACCAUGGAUAUGGACGGGGACAGUGCCUCGGGAGCCAGCGUCGUUGCCAUCGAUAACAAGAUUGAGCAGGCAAUGGAUCUGGUUAAGAGUCACCUGAUGUAUGCUGUUCGUGAGGAGGUGGAGGUGCUGAAGGAGCACAUCAAGGAGCUGUACGAGAGAAACUCUAUGCUGGAGCGCGAGAACGCCGUGCUGAAGUCACUGGCCAACUCGGAGCAGCUCAGCCAUCUGACCAAUCAGCUCACCCAUGGCAGCAGAUCGCCGCCGCUGCAGCAGCAACACCCGCUCGUCACAAACAGCACCCCCUCUCUGGUUCACCACGAGGGAAGCCAGAGCGUCCCUCAUCAGCCCGACAUCACCUCAGCGUGAUUCCCUCUUUAUAAACUGUCAGAAACACACGUCCCACGGACAGGAGUCUGUUAGCAAAGGCAACAACUAACUACUACCGUCCCCUUAACCCCAAACAGCAAAUGGACUCUGCUCUGGGUUCAAAGUGCUCCACUUGAGGACAAAUCAACAAAGCAACAUCUGUGUUUGUCACUAAGAGCCGCGUUUCAGAGUGUGCUGAUGUCAUCAGGCCUUCACGUUGUUUAAGACAUUUACCAUCCUGUGCAAAGUCUUAUUCGGGCCUUGUGUUUGGCUGCAACAGAGCUGAAAAAGGAGAAGAUGGGGGGGCAAAUGGGUGGGGGGUGAGGGGGAGCAGGGCAGCCAGUGUGCAUUUAAAAAAAAUAAAUAAACAAAAACCAGCAACUGCAUGUUGAUGUUGUGUAAGGGGGUCAGAGGGCACAGAGAGCUGGAUUUGUGGGGCAACAAAUGGGGGGAAGACGGCAGCGUGUACCUGUGAGGGACCAGAGGGGUGACGUGGAUCCUUGGAAACAUCCAGCAGGGGCUGACCUCCCAGUGUCUGCACCCAACGUCAUUGCAGGGCUGGAAGAGGCCAAGAGUGCAGAGAGGGUGAUGGAGAGGUGGUUUGGAGGAUACGUCCUUCCUGAGCGCAAGAGGACGCAGCCGGCAGGCGGCUCAGCUCGAGCGGAUCGAGCCGACAGCCUCGGCUUGUUAUAUGCUGCAUCGAAAAAUCUUGUGUUGUUCUCAGAGCCACCAUACGUUUGACAUGAAUCAUAAUAAAUUUUCAUUAGUUCAGUUUUAGUAUUUGCGUUUAUUUAUUUCAGGGCUGCUAUUUUCAUAAUGUAAAUGAACAAUGUCAUGGAGAUGCUUAUUAAAAAACAAAAAAGAAACCUUUUUUUUCUUUUUGGUAUUUUAGAAUCUGUCGGGUAUUAAAUUUGAUAGGUUCUUGCAACUCGUAGUUCUCAACAGGUAGGCAAUAAGUUUCCAAAAAAAACUUUUUUGGCCUCUUCAUGAAAUAGUGCUAACACUAAAGCUGCGCUUACAUUAGAUGAAAUCCAGGUUGAAUGUAUAUUUUGUAAAGUGUAAAGUAUUAAGAGCAUGGGCAGUUUGUACGGGAGAACACCUGUUGUUUAAGAUAAAUAAUAUGUGAUGGGAUGUUUUGAUAAAGAAAACUGUUGAUUAACUUUUUCUAGACUUUCUUUGUCAAAACGAAAAUGAAUUUGCUGGGUUUGGCUUUGGGGGGGAUGAAAAGCUGUGAAAAUUGUUUGACCUACUUUAUAACCAAAGACACAAAGCUGUGUAAGUCUUUCUUUUCCUUUUUUAUUUUAAACCGCGCACUUAUAUAUAUUUUUUUCUACUCUCUCCUUCCUUGUGCUUCUUUGUCGCCAUUUUGCAUAUUCUGCGUGAUCUGUUAUCGGACCACUUCGGUACCUCAUGGUUUUUAUCCAGAACUCUUGUUUUUCUGUUGAAUGAAAAUCUGAAGGUUUCUGAGAGAGAAAAUGGAUAGGAGGUUGGAGUAAGUAGCUGAUGGUGUGAGUUAGAAGAAGAAGAAUGGAAGGAAAAGUCUUGUGCAUGAGGCGAGAAAAGGAGCAGUCUUUGUUUUCAUCUAAAUGCUGUUAAAUUUCAUAUGCAUAGAGAAGGGUUUGUUACAUUGCAGAUUUUGAUGAAUGCACCAUUUAAUUGUAAUGAAUAACAGUUUGCUUACAGUGGAAAAAACAAAAACUAAACAGCAAUACACAAAACAAUCCAAACUAUUAAACAUUUCUCACUUUCAAGCUGGAACUCAGUCAGCUGCGUAUGAGCAUAUUAUGGGAUGUCCUGUCUGCAAUUGCAUCUUUUGUGCCUCCUCUGCCGACGCUUGCUGUCAGCAGGCCAUCGGCAUCUCUCUCUGUGGCUUAGAACCAAAUUGCUUGGUAAUUGUACAAUCAGUCAUCUUUCUUUUCUUUUUUCUUUUUUGGCAAAUGGGCUUCUCUUUUUUUCUGUUCUUUCAUUUGAAGGAGAUACCGUGUACAUGCCAAAUGUACUGUAUGAAAGUGAUCACUGAGCCUUGGAGAAAAUAUCUUAACGAUGCCCUUGUAAUGUGCUGUUCAGACAAUUCUAGUUUUCAGUCAAUGACAACAACAAAAAAAAGAUAAUAAAUUACUGUUUUAUUAUGA